Messenger RNA from Galendromus occidentalis (western predatory mite), 2843 nucleotides. It is a transcript of the gene Lon, whose product is annotated as lon protease homolog, mitochondrial. The transcript is spliced from 2 exons. Gene Ontology annotation, molecular function: ATP hydrolysis activity; single-stranded DNA binding; ATP-dependent peptidase activity. Gene Ontology annotation, cellular component: mitochondrial matrix. The record is from RefSeq and is a predicted model, not a curated record. The coding region runs from base 1 to 2742 and encodes 913 amino acids. Gene Ontology annotation, biological process: chaperone-mediated protein complex assembly; mitochondrion organization; protein catabolic process. NCBI's taxonomy places the organism in Eukaryota, Metazoa, Arthropoda, Arachnida, Mesostigmata, Phytoseiidae.
AUGUACCGAGUUGCCCGGGCGUCGCGUGCCCUCGGCGUCUUGUUGAGGAAUUCGAAUAAGGUGCCAACGCUUGUGAAUGCUUCGAGGCUCCUGAUAAAGAAUUCGUCGACGUCCUUCGGUUCUCUUCGAGGUUUGAGAACUUUCUCCACGUUGCCCAACUCCGGAGAUGACGAAGGAUUCGAUGAAGUUCCACCCCCACCCGCCGCUUUGUCACCCGUCACCGUUCCGGACUAUUGGCCGAAGGUCCCGGUGCUCGCGGUCAACCGACAUCCGGUGUUUCCACGCUUUAUCAAAAUGAUCGAAAUAUCUGAUCCUGCCUUAAUUCAACUAAUUAAACAGAAAGUCCGUCUCAAUCAACCCUAUGCGGGAGUUUUCAUGAAGAAGAACGACAACCAUGAGGGCGACAUCGUUUCAAGUCUGGACGAAAUUUACCCUGUGGGAACCUUUGUGCAAAUCCACGAAGUGCAAGACAUGGGAAACCGACUCCGCCUUAUCGUAAUGGGUCACCGCAGAGUUCGAGUGAAGGAGCUGAUCGACGAAGACUCCAUUAUAGAAAACGAACUCACGAAACCCAAAAGUCGGCGUCGACGUCGCAACGGAAAGAGUGGAACGGAGGAUUCGGCACAACAGGAGGCCGCUCAGCCUGAAAACGGCGCAGGCGAGCCCGAGAUCCCAGUGCGCGAGACAGUAUCCGCCGAGGAGAGGAAACUCAAAGUUCUGAUGGUCGAAGUCGAGAACAUCCUACACGAACCGUUUGAGACGACUGAAGAAAUCAAGGCAGUAACUCAGGAGAUCAUAAAAACGAUCCGAGACAUCAUUUCGAUGAACCCGCUUUACCGAGAGUCAAUCAAGCAAGUCAUCCACUCGGGUCACCAGGUCGUCGACAACCCCGUGUAUCUGAGCGAUCUCAGCGCGGCGCUCACGGCUGGCGAGUCCGUGGAGCUGCAAGAGAUUCUGACCGAACAGAACAUUCCCAAACGAUUGUACCUGGCUCUGGCUCUGCUGAAGAAAGAAUUGGAGUUGACGAAACUCCAGCAGAAGAUAGGUAAAGAGGUCGAGGAUAAAGUCAAACAACAGCAUCGCAAGUUCAUGCUCCAGGAACAGUUGAAAGUCAUCAAAAAAGAGCUGGGACUAGAGAAAGAAGACAAGGACGCAGUCGAAGAGAAAUGCCGACAGAAAAUGAAAGAGCUGAACAUGCCCGAGCAAGUGACCAAAGUCAUGGAGGAAGAGUUGAACAAGCUUUCGUUCCUCGACAGCCACUCGAGCGAAUUUAGUGUCACGAGAAACUAUCUGCAAUGGUUGAUAUCGUUGCCUUGGGGCAAGUUCUCCGAGGAGAACCUAGAUCUGGAGCGCGCGAGAGCUGCUCUCGACGAGGACCACUAUGGAAUGGAGGACGUGAAGAAACGCAUUCUCGAAUUCAUAGCCGUGAGCCAACUCAAAGGCAGCACACAAGGAAAGAUUCUCUGUUUCCACGGCCCUCCUGGGGUCGGUAAAACCAGCAUCGCCAAGUCGAUUGCCAAAGCAUUGAACAGGGAGUACUUCAGGUUCUCCGUGGGCGGUAUGACAGAUGUGGCGGAAAUCAAGGGACAUCGGAGGACUUAUGUCGGUGCAAUGCCUGGCAAGCUCGUUCAGUGCCUUAAGAAAGUUCAGACCGAAAAUCCCCUCGUAUUGAUCGACGAAGUCGACAAAAUCGGCAGAGGCCAUCAAGGUGACCCCAGCUCGGCUCUCUUGGAGGUUCUGGACCCCGAACAAAACGCGAAUUUCCUGGAUCAUUACCUCGAUCUCAAUAUAGACCUUUCGAAGGUCCUCUUUAUCUGCACGGCAAAUGUUCUGGAUACGAUCCCCGAUCCGCUCAGAGAUCGAAUGGAGAUGAUCGAAGUCAGUGGGUACGUCCCGGAAGAGAAGGUCAGCAUCGCCCAAAUGUAUUUGAUACCGCAAGCGCGAACGGCUACCGGGCUCACGGACGAUAAAAUCACAGUGGAAAAAAGUGCGAUUCAGACUCUUAUCAAGCACUAUGCGCGUGAGAGUGGCGUCAGAAAUCUACAGAAGCACAUCGAGAAGAUUUUCCGCAAGUCGGCCUUCAAGAUAGUCAGCAAGGAAACAGAGACGGUUGGUGUGAGCGAGGAGAAUUUGCAAGAUUUCGUUGGGAAACCUAUUUUCAUCAACGAGGGUAUCUACGAUAUCACCCCGCCGGGAGUGGUCACCGGACUCGCGUGGACCGCCAUGGGCGGCGCGACCUUAUACAUCGAAACAACGCUGACAGAGCCUGUGGACUACAAGGAGGGCAAAGCCGGUGUUCAUAUCACGGGACACCUUGGCGACGUGAUGAAAGAAAGCGUCUCCAUCGCGCAUUCAGUCGCCAAGAAUUUCUUGGCUCAGACCGAUGCGGAGAACAAAUUCCUGCGGUUCGCGAAAAUACACUUGCACGUGCCUGAGGGCGCCACCCCCAAGGACGGCCCCAGCGCCGGGAUCACGAUGGUGACCGCUCUAGUCAGUUUGGCGAAAGGUCUGCCGGUGAAAAAAGGAGUUGCCAUGACUGGUGAAGUCUCACUGACGGGAAAAGUUCUCCCUGUCGGUGGUAUACGGGAGAAAAUUAUCGCAGCGAAACGCAGCGGAGUUGAGCUCGUGGUUUUACCGGAAGGCAACCGCAGAGACUUCAGCGACCUACCAGACUUCGUUCGUGCGGAUAUUGAGGCGCAUUUCGUCAACACUUACGAUGAAGUGUUCAAAAUCGUCUUUUAGAGUUGAUCGAGAGUCUUCUCCAGAAUGUUAUUUGAAAGCUCCCGAUGACACGUUCCCUGGUCUUGAAUGUGUUCGUGAGAAAAUCUGUAAAGUUUGUAAAC